Messenger RNA from Pseudophryne corroboree (corroboree frog), 2430 nucleotides. Its product is annotated as branched-chain-amino-acid aminotransferase, cytosolic-like. Gene Ontology annotation, molecular function: branched-chain-amino-acid:2-oxoglutarate transaminase activity. Lineage: Eukaryota; Metazoa; Chordata; Amphibia; Anura; Myobatrachidae. The transcript has 12 exons. The record is from RefSeq and is a predicted model, not a curated record. Gene Ontology annotation, biological process: L-leucine biosynthetic process; L-valine biosynthetic process. Gene Ontology annotation, cellular component: mitochondrion. Bases 90 to 1289 code for a protein of 399 amino acids.
UUACCUGAGAGCUAGUGCCCGCGCUCAGGCAGUAGUCAGUAGUCAGGCCGCGGGCAGGAUCCUGAGGACGGCAGCAGCAGCAAAAGACAAUGGCAGCAGCAUUAUCCGGGGUGACGGUGAGCGCUGCUGCGGGGGUUUUGGGAAGACAGCUGGUAUCGGCUCAUCGCAGUUGGCCUAGCAUCACAUGGAGGGCUGCAAGCUCAUUUAAGGCCUCUGACCUUCAAAUAGAAUUAAACAAACUUCCAAAAGAGAAGCCGUCUGUGGAAAACUUAGUAUUCGGGAAAACGUUCACAGACCACAUGCUGACUAUAGAAUGGACCAAUGAGAAAGGCUGGGGUAAGCCCCACAUUAAGCCCUUCCAAAACCUUUCCCUUCACCCUGCCACCUCUGCCCUGCACUACUCAGUUGAGCUGUUUGAGGGUAUGAAAGCCUUCAGAGGGGAAGAUAAUCAAAUCCGUCUCUUUCGACCCACUUUGAACAUGGAGAGAAUGCAUCGGACAGCACUGAGAGCUUGUCUACCUUCCUUUGACAAGGCCGAGCUUCUAGAGUGCCUGCGGAGACUAGUUGACACUGACCGAGAUUGGGUUCCACAAUCUACUUCUGCCAGUCUGUAUAUUCGACCUACCUUUAUUGGCACAGAGCCGUCUCUCGGAGUUACAAAGUCCAAUCAUGCUCUACUGUAUGUCAUCAUUGGCCCGGUGGGACCAUACUUUGCAGUGGGAGGAUUUUCUCCAGUUUCACUUUUGGCUGAUCCGAAAUACGUGCGUGCCUGGAUGGGGGGCGUUGGGGACUAUAAGCUGGGCGGAAACUAUGGUCCCACGAUACAUGUGCAGCACGAGGCAGCAAAGUUAGGGUGUCAGCAAGUGCUGUGGCUGUAUGGUGAUGACCAUCAAGUGACGGAAGCUGGUACCAUGAACUUCUUCAUGUACUGGAUUAAUGAGCAAGGAGAGAAAGAGCUGCUGACCCCACCUCUCAACGGCCUAAUCCUCCCUGGAGUGACCAGACAAAGUUUGCUGGAUCUGGCACGGCAAUGGGGGGAAAUCAAGGUCUCAGAGCGCUCGGUUACUAUGGCUGAAGUGAUUAAAGGGCUGCAAGAAAACCGGGUAAAAGAGAUAUUUGGAGCAGGAACUGCCUGUGUGGUCUCUCCAGUCAACCGGAUACUUUAUAAUGGAGACAAUUACCACAUACCUACCAUGGAGAAUGGGCCCGAUAUGUCAAAACGCUUCUUGAAAGAGCUGACAGACAUUCAGUACGGCAGAACUCCCAGCGAAUGGGUAUACCUAGUCUGAAAUGGAUGAGACGUCCGUGAAACUUUCCAUUCCAAAACAUUGCAAUCCAUGGAUUUUAUUUAUAAGCGGUUUCACUUUUCUUGGGACUUGUCAUGAGAAUCAAAAACAAGAGCGUCUACCUCCAACAUUGCAGCCUUUUCAUUUGUCGUUUACUUUUUAUACUCAAAGAUGACAGAUACCUGGCCUCUUGUACCUUAAUGUUUUGAAUGGAACUAUGAGAUUAUGGUAGUAGAUAAACUAGAAUGCUGUGUAACUGUAGAUUAGAGAAAACAAUGAUAGUGGUGCUGGUUUUGUGUUUUCUCUUGUGUAUUGUACAUUCUGUAGUUUACAUACAUGGAUGGUGCUACAGGAGUACAAUCUAGAACAGGUCUUCCACACUGCUGCUAUACACAAGGCUCCAUGUUCUUACAGCAAUAUAAAAAGCAAAUUAGAUUUUUCUCAAACUACUCAGCUAUUAAACAUACUUAUGUCACGUUCAGUCAUAUUCUGGGCUGUGGCUGUUUUUGUCCUUACAACACUAUAACUGCAGAAUCACAAGCCAACACUAGAGGGGGCACUUGGGCAGCAAUUUAUAUUAUUAUGUAGGUUCUCACAACAUUGAUCAGUGCUAGUGUUUGUAAAGGAUUUCAAUUGAAGGAUUUGAAUUUAAGGUAAAUCCAUGAAAAUAACCGGAAACUGCUCAUCAAGAAUUAUUAUGGAAAUUCUAGUAUUUAAUAUUGGUAUUUGAUAGUCUGUUGGGCAUGAUUGAUUGAGGCAUGUGUAUUACUUACUUUCAAUGACAUUGAUGAUUACACCUGCGUUUGUUGUCACUUUGGUUUUCAUAUCCAAGGUGGAAGAUAAAACACAUACAUUUUGCAGAACAUGGAGUUUGGCAGAGGGUCAUUGCAGCAGGUAGUGGGGCGUGAUUGGCUCACUGGCCAGAGUUUGGAUCUGUUUGCUGUAUGUGACAAGAAUUUCUUGGUGUAGUUGGUAUGCGUCAUUGCACCACUCAGUGACACUUAUCCUGACCCUUAAAUCACUGGAGCCAGGAAUAAGGUGAAUAAUGGCUCUGUUAAACGUCUUUGUCUUUUGGCAAUAAAACAUGUAAUGCUACUUUGCCGGAAAUCUUAUGAUGACAAUGGAAAUAAAUCCUUCAAAUUUG